Chiroxiphia lanceolata (lance-tailed manakin) is the source of this 9709-nucleotide messenger RNA. RefSeq names its product epiplakin 1 (gene EPPK1). The transcript is spliced from 2 exons. The record is from RefSeq and is a predicted model, not a curated record. Gene Ontology annotation, biological process: intermediate filament bundle assembly; wound healing. Gene Ontology annotation, molecular function: structural molecule activity; keratin filament binding. Gene Ontology annotation, cellular component: cytoplasm; cytoskeleton; keratin filament. NCBI's taxonomy places the organism in Eukaryota, Metazoa, Chordata, Aves, Passeriformes, Pipridae. Bases 1 to 9678 code for a protein of 3225 amino acids.
AUGGAGAGCAAGCCAGCAGUGAAUGGCCACGCUGUCCCCAGCUUUCCCGGGGAAGACACGCCAGGGAGAAGCCCCUCGUGCCCGGAGGCGAUGCCGCGCAAACAGCCGAGAGCAGCCGGCGGGGCCGCGGCGGGGCCGGAUGCUCCCGGGGAGCCCUCGGAGGCAGCUGGCAGCAUCGCUGGCGUGUAUGUAGAGGCUUCAAAGAAGAUAAUGAGCUUUUAUGAGGCCACCAGAGAGCACCUCCUGAGCCUGGAGCCGGCCCUCAGCCUCCUGGAGGCCCAGGCAGCCACGGGCUUGGUCGCCGACCCGGUGACGCGCCGGCGCGUCUCGGUGGCAGACGCCGUGCGCCUGGGGCUGGUGGGGCUGGAGCUGAAGGAGAGGCUGCUGGCAGCAGAGAGGGCUGCCACUGGCUUCCUGGACCCCUACACAGAGGAGAAAAUCCCCCUGUACCAGGCGAUGCAGAAGGAGCUGGUGGGUUGGGAGCAGGGCACGCAGCUGCUCCAGGCACAGAUGGCAACCGGGGGCGUCAUCGACCCGGCCACCGGGGCUCGACUGCCGGCGGAUGUGGCCUGUGAGAGGGGGUAUUUGGACGAAGAGAUGAGCCGGCACCUCUCCGACCCCAGCCACGAGGACAGCAGAGGGUUCCUCGAUCCCAGCACUACGGAGAAGGUCACCUAUUCGGAGCUCAGGAAGAGGUGUGUCGUGGAUCCGGCCUCGGGCUUCCUCCUCCUGCCCCUGCAAAUCACGUUCCCGGGGCUGGGAGGGAGGGUGAGCAGCAGGGACCUGCGGGACUCGGGCAUCAUCAGCCACGACGUGUUCCGAGGCCUCGAGGAGGGAACGGUCUCUGCGCAGGAGUUGGCAGAGAACGACGUCGUCCAGCAGUUCCUGCGUGGGACGAGGAGUGUGGCCGGGGUUGUCCUGCCUUCUGGGGAGCAGAGGAGCCUUUACCAAGCACUGAGAGAGCAUCUCCUCGUGCCUGGUGCUGCUCUGAUGCUCCUGCAAGUCCAGGCCUCCACCGGCAGCCUGACAGACCCCCUGAAGAACAAAACCUACUCAGUGGAUGAGGCUGUCAGGGUCGGUUUUAUCGGCCCAGAGCUUCAUGAGAAACUGUCUUCGGCUGAGAAAACCGUCACUGGAUACAGAGACCCCUCCACUGGGGAGAUGCUCUCCCUGUUCCAAGCCAUCAGGAAGGGAUUUGUCCCCAGGGACCACGGCCUCUGCCUUCUGGAGGCUCAGAUGGCCACGGGGGGUGUGAUCGCUCCGGGCAGGCACCUCCGUGUCCCCACAGAGACGGCCUGCGAGUGGGGGUACCUGGAUGAGGCCACCAGACAGCUCCUCUCCAGCCCUCCUGACCACAUGAAAGGGUUCUUUGACCCCAGCUCCAAGGAAAAGCUGAGUUAUUCGGAGCUACUCCAGCGCUGCGUCACCGACCCCGGCACGGGGCUCCUGCUGCUGCCACUUGGUGGGGACGGUGGUGAAGGACCCCAGGGAACCCCCCUUUUCUUUGACCACAGGGCCCAAAUGGCUCUGGAAAACACACGGGUGCCCAUUUCUGUAGGGAAGUUCAAGGGCAAGUCGGUGUCCCUCUGGAAACUCCUCUUCUCUGACCACGUCCCUGGUGAGCGAAGAGCUGCCCUCGCCCAGCAGUUCCUGUCGGGAGCACUCUCCGCACAAGGACUGGGUGAGGCCGUCAGAGCUGCCGUCGAGGAAACGGCUGCCACUGCCAACGUCACCUUCGAGGGCCUGAGGGACCAGGUGACGGCCGACCAGCUCCUGAGCUCGGAAAUCAUCAACAAAGACUUGUUUAAGAAGCUCAAGGAGGGUGAAACGUCAGCCAAAGAAGUCGUGGGCAUGGACACGGUCAGGAAGUACCUGCAGGGCACGGGGAGCAUCGCUGGGCUGCUGCUCCCCGACUCCCAGGAGAAGAUCAGCAUCUACCAGGCCAAGAGGAAAGGACUUCUAAGGCCAGGGACGUCUCUGAUCCUCCUGGAGGCACAGGCUGCCACGGGGUUUGUCAUCGACCCCACCGCCAACAAAAGGUAUUCCGUGGACGAGGCCUUGCGGGCGAACGUCAUCGGCCCGGACGUUUACGACAAGCUGCUGGCUGCGGAGAAAUCAGUCACCGGCUACAGAGAUCCCUACUCAGGGAGCAAGAUCUCCCUCUUCCAGGCCAUGCAGAAGGAGCUGAUCGUCAGGGACCACGGCAUCCGCCUGCUCGAGGCCCAGAUCGCCACCGGCGGCAUCAUCGACCCCGUGCACAGCCACCGCCUGCCCGUGGAGGUGGCCUACAAACGGGGCUACUUCGACAAGAAGAUGAAUUUAAUCCUGUCCGACCCCAGCGACGACACCAAGGGCUUCUUCGACCCCAACACCCACGAGAACCUGACCUACCUGCAGCUGAAGGAGAAGUGCAUCACCGAGCCCUCCACCGGGCUCUGCCUCCUCCCUCUGAACAGCAGGAAGCGCCAGUUCAUCGACGAGGCCACCAGGAAGGUGUUCAGGAGCUCCUGGCUGUCCGUCAGGUUCGGGCGCCUGCGGGGGGAGAAGGUCUCUGUGUGGGACCUGCUGAACUCCGAGUACUUCAGCGAGGGGAGGCGCCGGGAGAUUUUCAACCACUUCCAGCUGAGGAAGCUCAGCCUGGAGCAAAUCCGACUCCUGCUGGAGGAGGAAAUGAAGAAGUGGGCCCCCAUCAAGUUCCCGGCCAUGCGGGGCAGCGUCAGUGCUUACCACCUGAUGGAAACGGGCGUCAUCGACAGGGCCCUGUUUGAGAGGGUGCUGGAGGGAUCCGUCACCCCAGAGCAGGUCCUGCACAUGGACUCUGUCAGGAAGUACCUCUAUGGCUCGGGCAGCAUCGGGGGGAUCGUGCUCCAGCCAUCGAACCAGAGGAUGAGCAUUUACGAGGCCAUGAAGCAGAACAUUGUGGUGCCAGGAGUGGCCCUGCCCCUGCUGGAGGCCCAGGCUGCCACGGGCUUCAUCAUCGACCCCGUGAACAACCAGAAGCUCCGUGUGGACGAGGCCGUCAGGGAGGGAGUCAUCGGCCCGGACGUCCACGAGAAGCUGCAGCACGCGGAGGGGGCCGUGACGGGCUACAGAGACCCUUUCACGGGCAAGAAGAUCCCCCUCUUCCAGGCCAUGAAGAAGGGCCUGAUCACGGACAAACAGGCCAUGCAGCUCAUGGAGGUGCAGAUGGCCACAGGAGGCAUCAUUGACCCAGCGUGUGGCCACCACAUCCCCCUGGAGUCGGCCCAGCAGCGAGGGUGCCUGGAUGAGGACACGAGCAAGGCCCUUUCCAAACCCAGUGAGGAGCACAGAGCCUUCUGCCUCCCGGACAGCAAAGAGUCCGUGACCUACGCUGAGCUAAUCCAGCACUGCCAGAAGGACGACGUCUCCGGCUUCCACUUGCUGCCUCUGCCCCAGACAGCCGCUCCUGCCUACACCGAUGAGCAAAUCCAACAGAUUUUCAAGGAAACCACGGUGAAGGAGAAAGGGGUUUCCCUCUGGGAGCUCAUCCACUCGGGGUAUUUCACUGAGGAGCAGAGGGGCGACUUCGUGGAGAGGUUCCGCUCCGAGGACCUGUCGCUGCAGCAGCUGGUGGCUCUUGUGCUCAGGCUCGUGGGGGACAUGGAGAUGAAGGCCCGGACCCAGAUGUCCCUGGAGGGCCUGCGGGGCAGUGUCCCCGUGGUCUGGCUGCUGGACACUGGCAUCAUUUCUGAGAAGACGUUUGAAGAGCUGGCUCAGGGCAUUAGAACUCCCGAGGAAGUGGCUGCGAUGGAGGGCGUGAAGAGGUACCUGCAGGGCACGGGCAGCAUCGCCGGCGUCUUCAUAGAGGCGUCCAAACAGAAGAUGAGCUUCUACGAUGCCAUGAAAAACAACCUCCUCCUCCCCGGGGCUGCUCUGAGGCUACUGGAGGCUCAGGCAGCCACAGGAUACCUGACUGACCCUGCAACGAGCCGCAGGCUCAGCGUGAGGGACGCUGUGAGAGCGGCUGUUGUGGGCGAAGAGCUCACCGAGAAACUCCUCCUCGCCGAGCGGGCCGUGACGGGGUACACGGAUCCCUACACGGGGGGCUCCAUCUCCCUGUGCCAGGCGCUCAGGAAGGAGCUGAUCCCCCUGGCAGAGGCUGUUCCCUUGCUGGAGGCCCAGCUGGCCACGGGAGGGGUCGUCGAUCCCAUCCACCACCUCCACCUGCCGCUCCAGGCCGCGUGCAGGUACGGCUUCUACGACGAGGGCAUGAACCAGACCCUGUCUCAGCUGAACGACAGCACCAAGGCCUUUUUUGAUCCCAACACCAAGGAGAACGUGACCUACCAGCAGCUGAAGGAGCGGUGCAUUCGCGAGCCCGAGUCGGGGCUGUGGCUCCUCCCGCUGUCGGAAAACUCCAUGUUCUGUGUGGAUGAACAGACCAUGGAAGUGCUGAAGUCUGUGACUGUCUGCGUCAACGUGGGGCGGUUCAAGGGACAGACAGUGUCUGUCUGGGACCUCCUCAACUCCGAAUACUUCUCAGACAGCAAGAGGAGGGAGCUGGUGCGAAAGUACAAAGAUGAGAAGACCGAAGUGCUGCAGGAGAUCACAACGAUUAUCACCACGAUCAUCCAAGAGACCGAGGCACAAGGCAAGAAGUUUGCAUUCCAGGGCCUGCGGAAAAGAGUAUCUGCCAGUGACCUCUUCCAGUCCCAACUCAUAGACAAAAAGACCCUCGACGAGCUCAACCAGGGGAAGAAAACUGUCAAAGAAGUCACUGAGAUGGAGUCUGUCCGCAGGUACCUGGAGGGCAGCAAUUUCAUAGCAGGGGUCCUCAUACAGCCAAGCAACGAGAAGAUGAGCAUCUACCAGGCCAUGUGGAAGGGCAUCCUGAGGCCAGGGACUGCCCUGGUGCUGCUGGAGGCGCAGGCAGCCACCGGCUACAUCAUCGACCCCGAGAAAAACCAGAAGUUUUCCGUGGAGGAAGCGUUAAAGGAGGGUCUGAUCGGAGGGGAGAUUUUUGAAAAGCUGCUCUGCGCAGAGAGAGCCGUGACGGGCUACACCGACCCCUACACCAAAGCCCCGAUGUCCCUGUUCGAAGCCAUGAACCAGGGGCUGAUUGUGAAGAGCCACGGCAUCCGCCUGCUCGAGGCCCAGAUCGCCACCGGCGGCAUCAUCGACCCCGUGCACAGCCACCGCCUGCCCGUGGAGGUGGCCUACAAACGGGGCUACUUCAACCAGGAGAUGAACCAGAUCCUGUCCGACCCCAGCGACGACACCAAGGGCUUCUUCGACCCCAACACCCACGAGAACCUGACCUACAUGCAGCUGCUGGAGAGGUGCGUCCAAGACCCCGAGACUGGGCUGUACAUGCUGCAAGUUGUAAAGGAAGGAGGGAAGUACUUCUACAUUGACGAGUCCACAAAACAGGCUCUGCGCUCGAAGCCCCUCCAGGUGAAGGUCGGCAAGUUCAAGGGCCAGACGGUUUCCGUCUGGGAAGUGCUCUGCUCUCACUACAUCUCGGAGCAGAAAAGGAAAGAGCUGGUGAUGCAGUACAAGAGCAAAACCCUGACACUGGAAAAUCUGAUAUCCCUCAUCUUGAAAAUCAUCGAGGACACGGAGCAAAGAGCAGAAGCCCUCAAGGUCAAGGGACUGCGGGGGGAGGUGUCGGUGUCAGAACUGUUCAACUCCGAGAUAAUCGACAAGAAAACCCUGGACCAGCUGCACGAUGGGAGUCUCACACUUGCCGCCCUCACAAAGAGGGACAGCAUCCAAAGGUACCUGGACGGCACCGGGAGCAUCGCCGGGGUUCUUCUCCCACAGAGGAAGGAGAAGAUGAGCAUCUACCAGGCACUGAAGAAGGGCCUCCUCACAGAGCAGUGUGCACUGGGGCUGCUGGAAGCACAGGUGGCCACCGGCUUCCUCAUCGACCCCCUGAGCAACCAGAAGCUCCCGGUGGGCGAGGCCGUGGCGUCUGGGCUGGUGGGCAGCGAACUGCACGAGCCGCUGCUGCUGGCAGAGAAAGCCGUGACGGGAUACACGGAUCCUCAAACGGGAGAUAAAAUAUCCCUCUUCCAGGCCGUGAGGCAGAAGAGAACAGCCAGGGACCACGGCAUCCGCCUGCUCGAGGCCCAGCUCGCCACCGGCGGCAUCGUCGACCCCGCGCACGGCCACCGCCUGCCCCUGGAGGUGGCCUAUCGGCGCGGGCACCUGGACGAGGACACGUUCCUCCUGCUCUCGGACCCAGACCACGGCAGCAAAGGCUUCAUAGACCCAAACACCCGCGAGAAGAUCAGCUACAGUCAGCUCCUGCAGAGGUGUGCCAAGGACGGGGAGAGCGGCUUGUACCUGCUGCAGGUCCUGGAAAAGCAGGACGACUAUUUCUACGUCGACGAGCAAACGAAGAACACCCUGCUGUGUACAAUGGUCCAAGUGCCCGUGGGGAAAUACAAGGGACAAGUGUUGUCUCUGUGGGAACUUCUCUGCUCCGAGUACAUCACGGAGGAGAAAAGGAAAGAACUGCUGAAAAAAUACAAAGCGGAAUCUCAACACAUACUGCAAGGAAUCAUUGAGAUAAUACUGAAGAUCAUCAGGGAAAAAGAGGAGGACAGAAGUGAUGUCUGGUUCCAGGGGAUCCGACAGCAAAUAACAGCGUCAGAACUGCUCAGUGCACAAAUAAUUACAGAGGAAACCGUAGAAAAACUCCACGAAGGAAAAGAGACGGCUCAGGAAAUAGCACAGAUGGACAGUGUGAGGAGAUACCUCGAGGGAACUGGAAGCAUUGCCGGCGUGCUGGUGCCCUCCAAGGCUGAUCCCAGCAAGAUGGAGAAGAUGAGCAUCUACCAGGCCAUGUGGAAGGGCAUCCUGAGGCAGGGCACGGCCCUGGUGCUGCUGGAGGCGCAGGCGGCCACGGGCUUCAUCAUUGACCCAGUCAACAACCAGAAGCUGUCGGUGGACGAGGCUGUGUCGGCCGGGCUGGUGGGCAGCGAGCUACAAAAGAAACUUCUCAGUGCAGAGAGAGCAGUGACAGGAUACACCCACCCCUGCACAGGGCAAAAGAUGUCCCUCUUCCAGGCCAUGCAGAAGGAUCUCAUCGUCAGGGACCACGGCAUCCGCCUGCUCGAGGCCCAGAUCGCCACCGGCGGCAUCAUCGACCCCGUGCACAGCCACCGCCUGCCCGUGGAGGUGGCCUACAAACGGGGCUACUUCGACCAGGAGAUGAACCAGAUCCUGUCUGACCCCACCGACGACACCAAGGGCUUCUUCGACCCCAACACCCACGAGAACCUGACCUACGUGCAGCUGCUGCGCCGCUGCGUCCCCGACCCCGACACGGGGCUGCUCAUGCUGCAGCUGAUGGACAAGGGCUCCAAGGAGAAGGAGAAGGAGAAGGAGCUGGAGCUGGAGCUGGAGCGGUCCCUCAAGUCCCACACUGUCGAGGUCUCUGCAGGCGACUUCCAGGGCAGGAAGGUGUCCCUGUGGGAGCUCCUCUUCUCCCACUACGUGUCCCAGGCCAAGCGGCAGGAGCUGCUGGGGCGGGUGCGGGCCGGGAGCCUGGCGCUGGCCGAGCUGGCCACGCUGCUCAGCCGGCUGGUGGAGGAGGCGGCGCAGCGCAGCAGCAGCGUGAAGUUCACGGGCCUGCGCAGGCAGGUGACGGCCUCGGACCUGCUGGACUCGGGCAUCAUCGACAGGGACACACUGGCCCAGCUGGUGCAGGGCUCCAGGACGGUGCAGGAGGUGACCCAAAUGGCCUCCGUCAAGCGCUACCUGGACGGCACGGGCGUCAUCGCCGGCGUGCUGGUGCCCUCCAAGGCCGACCCCGGCAAGAUGGAGAAGAUGAGCAUCUACCAGGCCAUGUGGAAGGGCAUCCUGAGGCAGGGCACGGCCCUGGUGCUGCUGGAGGCGCAGGCGGCCACGGGCUUCAUGGUGGACCCCGUGAGCAACCAGAAGCUGUCGGUGGACGAGGCCGUGUCGGCCGGGCUGGUGGGCAGCGAGCUGCAGGAGAAGCUGCUGUCGGCCGAGCGGGCCGUGACGGGCUACUCCGACCCCUACACGGGCGACAAGAUCUCCCUCUUCCAGGCCAUGCAGAAGGAGCUCAUCGUCAGGGACCACGGCAUCCGCCUGCUCGAGGCCCAGAUCGCCACCGGCGGCAUCAUCGACCCCGUGCACAGCCACCGCCUGCCCGUGGAGGUGGCCUACAAACGGGGCUACUUCGACCAGGAGAUGAACCAGAUCCUGUCUGACCCCACUGAUGACACCAAGGGCUUCUUCGACCCCAACACCCACGAGAACCUGACCUACGUGCAGCUGCUGCGCCGCUGCGUCCCCGACCCCGACACGGGGCUGCUCAUGCUGCAGCUGAUGGACAAGGGCUCCGUGCUCCACCAGCUCACCGAGGACGCCCGCAAAGCCCUGCAGGCCGCCCGCACCACCCUCAGCCUGGGGCUCUUCCAGGGCCAGAGCGUCACCCUCUGGGAGCUCCUCUUCUCCCGCUACGUCCCCGACCACCGGCGCCAGGACCUCCUGCGCAGGUACAAGGCGGGGACGGUCACCACAGCCGAGAUGAUCGACAUCCUCACCACCAUCGUCACCAGGGCCGAGGCCCAGGGCCUUGGGGCUGACCUGGCCCCUAACAGCACACAGCAAGAUGAACCACCAAAGCCAGGCCAGAACGGUGAGGCCACAGGAUCCCAGCAGGACUGGAAACAGGAGAAGGAGCUGGAGAAGGAGAAGGAGAAGGAGCUGGAGCUGGAGCUGGAGCGGUCCCUCAAGUCCCGCACUGUCGAGGUCUCAGCAGGCGACUUCCAGGGCAGGAAGGUGUCCCUGUGGGAACUCCUCUUCUCCCACUACGUGUCCCAGGCCAAGCGGCAGGAGCUGCUGGGGCGGGUGCGGGCCGGGAGCCUGGCGCUGGCCGAGCUGGCCACGCUGCUCAGCCGGCUGGUGGAGGAGGCGGCGCAGCGCAGCAGCAGCGUGAAGUUCACGGGCCUGCGCAGGCAGGUGACGGCCUCGGACCUGCUGGACUCGGGCAUCAUCGACAGGGACACGCUGGCCCAGCUGGAGCAGGGCUCCAGGACGGUGCAGGAGGUGACCCAAAUGGCCUCCGUCAAGCGCUACCUGGACGGCACGGGCGUCAUCGCCGGCGUGCUGGUGCCCUCCAAGGCCGACCCCGGCAAGAUGGAGAAGAUGAGCAUCUACCAGGCCAUGUGGAAGGGUAUCCUGAGGCAGGGCACGGCCCUGGUGCUGCUGGAGGCGCAGGCGGCCACGGGCUUCAUGGUGGACCCCGUGAGCAACCAGAAGCUGUCGGUGGACGAGGCCGUGUCGGCCGGGCUGGUGGGCAGCGAGCUGCAGGAGAAGCUGCUGUCGGCCGAGCGGGCCGUGACGGGCUACUCCGACCCCUACACGGGCGACAAGAUCUCCCUCUUCCAGGCCAUGCAGAAGGAGUUGAUCGUCAGGGACCACGGCAUCCGCCUGCUCGAGGCCCAGAUCGCCACCGGCGGCAUCAUCGACCCCGUGCACAGCCACCGCCUGCCCGUGGAGGUGGCCUACAAACGGGGCUACUUCGACCAGGAGAUGAACCAGGUCCUGUCUGACCCCACCGAUGACACCAAGGGCUUCUUCGACCCCAACACCCACGAGAACCUGACCUACGUGCAGCUGCUGCGCCGCUGCGUCCCCGACCCCGACACGGGGCUUUAUUUCCUUAAAAUUCUUAGAUAAUACUUGCAAAACCUUUUGAUAUUUCUGUUUG